AUGUCGGCGACGCAGCUUGUCCCCAUAUCGUCCUCAUCCAUUCUCUUCUUCCGAGCCCUGGCAAUUGCCUCGACCGCCCGGUCAUGCCCCCACCAUGCCUUGAGGGCUUUCUCGUCCAAUAUAGCCACCCGGCAAUCAUCAAAGCGAGAGCUAUACACCACUCCAUCCUAUCAGCCUCAUACGCUGCCUGCCGAUUUCCCUCUUCCUCCUAGAAACACCAAUAUUCCGGACACUUCAAUCGCCGGACCCAGGCCGCAACUCAGUGACACGAGACAGAAUCAAGGCAAUGCGGCGCAGGAGAACAGCCCUGAUGAAACUGCAAGCAUAAGUGUGCCAGAAGGAGUGGCGCAGAAACCGAAGCCAGUACAGACGCCACAGCCCGAGCAGGCCAAAGCAGCGAAACCUCGGCGAAGCAAGUUACGGCCUCGGAAAGCUGCCAUGACGAUAACACCGAAUGCGCUGUUUCAUCUGCGCGAACUCCUGGAUCAGCCCGAGCCCAAAAUGAUCAGGGUCGGUGUCAAGAACCGUGGCUGCUCAGGCCUCUCAUAUCAUUUGGAAUACGUGGACAAGCCGGCCGCGUUCGACGAAGUUGUUGAGCAAGAGGGAGUGAAAGUCUUGAUUGACAGCAAAGCACUCUUUAGCAUCAUCGGCAGUGAAAUGGACUGGCAGGAGGACAAGCUGAGUGCUAGGUUUAUCUUCAAGAAUCCCAACAUCACUGAGCAAUGCGGUUGUGGCGAGUCCUUCAGCGUGUCAUAA
Molecule: messenger RNA, 756 nt
Organism: Fonsecaea erecta
Lineage: Eukaryota; Fungi; Ascomycota; Eurotiomycetes; Chaetothyriales; Herpotrichiellaceae
Exons: 1
Coding region: 1-756 (251 amino acids)
Biological process (GO): iron-sulfur cluster assembly
Cellular component (GO): mitochondrion; cytoplasm
Molecular function (GO): 2 iron, 2 sulfur cluster binding
Source: RefSeq, a predicted model, not a curated record